CCCCCCCCUCCUUUGCUCUUCGCUUGAUUGACCUGAGUUUCAUGAGUAAACGAAUGCACAGUCUUCGAAAGAAGGUACGCCGUUUCUUCGCUGUACUCGCCUUUUCUUCCAUGUGUGUACAAGUAAGAGCGGACAUCUUCGAGACGAGAGUGAACCUCGCCCUCUGAUAUCGUAGAUUUAUGCACGACUGGCCUACCGUGAUCGCCUUCCUCUUCACUGGACACGUCCUCCUCGACGUGUACGUUUGACAUGUUCUCCGUUACCUCUUCCAUCUCGAGUUCUACCUCUUGCCUCAAGACCUCUUCAUCGCCGUCCUCUACACUAAGCCAAGUGCGCAUUGCGCUGAGCACUUCUUCUUCUGUGAGGCCAGAGGCGCUCUCGACAAACAAGUUGUCCGUCAACACCCGCGGCUUAGACCUAGCGUCGUCCAGGUCCUUGGCACUCUCCGGCAUGGACACCUUCUCGACCAUAUCGCACAGACAGGUCGUCCAGGGCGGCCGCCCCCGGGUCUUCUCGGUCCAACCACAAAACGCGUGCAUGGGUCGCCCGCACGGAUAGACUACUGAUGAACCAGUGACACCAGCAGUGCAGAUUUGAACUGGCACGUCGGUUCGCCGCAUGGCUUCAAGCCGGCAGCAGACGAACCGCUAUUAAGAUGGAAUGAAUCUUUCCAUACACCCACACGCAGUGUGCGGCUGCAUGCAGCAGACCGCUGUUGAUCAUCCAGGAUCUACAGGUGCUGCAGCGGCUCAGCGACCAUGGGUAGGGCAACCCANCGUGCAUGGGUCGCCCGCACGGAUAGACUACUGAUGAACCAGUGACACCAGCAGUGCAGAUUUGAACUGGCACGUCGGUUCGCCGCAUGGCUUCAAGCCGGCAGCAGACGAACCGCUAUUAAGAUGGAAUGAAUCUUUCCAUACACCCACACGCAGUGUGCGGCUGCAUGCAGCAGACCGCUGUUGAUCAUCCAGGAUCUACAGGUGCUGCAGCGGCUCAGCGACCAUGGGUAGGGCAACCCAGGAACGAGUUAUAUUUAUUUCGCGCGAAGCGCGAAAAAAAAACGAAGAGGCGUAUUCGAAUGACGCGUCCUCUCAUUGCCUUAAAGUUUGACAGAAAGAAUCCAUGUGUGGUUACUCAAUGCCCGAGGUUGCGGGUUCAAUCCCCAUUAGCGCCAAACUUUGUUUGCACCUUCCUUUUUUUCCCGAUUUUUCUUCACGAUGGGAGGGCCAUCACCACCUAUUGGCGGUAAAUUAGCGAGUAAACCACCGUUAACGCG
Molecule: messenger RNA, 1276 nt
Organism: Ectocarpus sp. CCAP 1310/34
Lineage: Eukaryota; Phaeophyceae; Ectocarpales; Ectocarpaceae
Source: the annotation of a GenBank genome assembly